AUGGUACUGUGGUGGGGCAGCCGCGACAAUUCAGCGAACAGGAGGCGGGUCGCCCAGGAGGCCCUAGAGUCCUCCCUCGACCCGCAGCAGCUCUCAGAGCUACGUGCCGUACAGCAGGCGGAGCAGCAGCAGCGGAAGGCGGCGGCGGCGGCCCAAGCUGAGCGGGUGGCGGCGGCGUUGGCAAGCGACGGCCCGGGCGAAUGCCGGCGCCCUGGGGACGGCGCCCCCACGUUGCGGUUGAUCAUUGACUGCUCCUUCUCGCCGGAUGCGCCGCCUAAGGAGCUAAUCAGUGAUCGGUCUCGCAACCACAGCUAUGGCCACAUCGCCGCCAAGAUUACGCAGAUGACAUCAGUGCUCCGCAGUCUGUGCAAGCAGAUCGAGAACGCCUCCUCCCUCAACAAGCGGCACCCCCGCCCCGCCUGCCUCACCCUCACCAGCUGGGGUGAGCCCCUGGCGGCUGUGGCGGCGCCUAGCGGGGCGGCGGGGUGGAGGGUGGUCAAGAGGGCGGAGGGGCCCGUGGAGGCGUUUGGGGCGGAGGCGGUAGUGGUUUUAAGUCCUGACGCCUCCGAGCCCCUGUUGGAUCUGGAUCCGGAACACCGAGUGUACGUCAUCGGGGGGAUUGUGGAUCGAACACAUCGCAAAGGGCUCACGCUUAAAUACGCGGAGGCCCAGCGGGUGACGGCUGUACGACUGCCCAUAUCAGAGCAUGCCGUACAGCUGGGGCUGGGCAAGGGAACCCGGAAGUGUCCAGUCUUAAAUAUCGAUGAUGUGGUUCGGGCGCUGCUCAUUUACCAAGACACACGAGGCACCCGAAUCACUGGCGGCCAGGGGGGACCACUAAGGAGUACACGCCGCCAUGUUCCGGCGCCAGUUCCGCAGCAGGCCGACGGUGUUGGGCCUGGCCGCGUCCGCCUCACAAGUGCGGCCAUCAGCACCUAUUUCCGCAUGGCGGGAAAAGCGACCCCCACAGGCCACUCAGCAACCCCCAUACAUUUGCGAAUCCUGGCGGAGCCGCCACCACCGCCACCAGCACUAGCCGCACCACCACCGCCACCACCGCCACCACCGCCACUAACGCCAGCCAUCACUGCCACCACAACUACCGCUUCCAAUAUCAGCCGUCUUGCGAAAACUUCUGUUUCCCGCAGGCUGGUGCCGGUGCCGACUUCUUCGAACUCGUCUACACCAGUGCCCUCGGAGUGCAUCAGCACGGGUCUUGCGCUGCAGUCCGCGUGUGACGAUGAGCUGGAGCUGGCGUCCAAGGCCUUCGCUGGUGAAGGCCUUCGCCAACAACGACAUCAACCAAUACACAGAAGUCGCGUUUCCCGACCGGCGGCGAAACCUCCCGGCUUCCGUCCGUACUCGCUUCUAGACGCGAUCGUUGCUUUGUCAUCACCUUGCAGCAGCAACCCGCCAGAUUACGCAAGUACUUUCAAGUAA
Messenger RNA from Volvox carteri f. nagariensis, 1440 nucleotides. RefSeq lists its product as uncharacterized. Gene Ontology annotation, biological process: tRNA N1-guanine methylation. The transcript is spliced from 14 exons. Gene Ontology annotation, molecular function: tRNA binding. Lineage: Eukaryota; Viridiplantae; Chlorophyta; Chlorophyceae; Chlamydomonadales; Volvocaceae. Bases 1 to 1440 code for a protein of 479 amino acids. The record is from RefSeq and is a predicted model, not a curated record. Gene Ontology annotation, cellular component: nucleus.